AUGGAGGAGUCGCCGGAGUGGCAGGCCCAACUGUGGAUGGCCGAGGAGGAGGAGCAGCAGCUGUGGGAAAACCCAGGGUACCCACCCACGCCAAGGUAUGCGCCCGAGCCCUGCAUCCCGCCGCAAGAAGUGGCAGACGUCUGGGCGUCCUCACCUCCGCGGUGGCUGCCCGAAAUCCCGCCCACACCGCGGUACGAGGGGUCACCACAGUGGACGCCAGCACGACCGCCCACGCCGAGCACCCGGACGUUCGUGGCCGAAGGGGUAAGGUGGCGGCAGCAGACGGUUGUCUGGACUUGGCCGGAGGGACCCGCGGAGGAGACGGCGGCGACGGAGGAGCCCCGAAUCUGGGAAGAGAGUGGUCCCCGGGUGAGCCCGCUGCAUCCCAGGACCCGCGGUAGACCGGAGCAUUGGGCCCCACCGACGCCGAGCACCGGACCAACGACGCCAAGGACAGGGCCAUCGACGCCAAUGCCAACCGGGAGCGCGACGGCAACCGCGGAGCCAAAUGAGCCGCUGGAGCGAGGACCCUGGAUGUGGCCUGAGCCCGUGGAAAACGGUCGUCCUCCGCUCAAGCGGCAGCACUCGGCGCCCGAAGUGUCCGAGGUGGUGGCACGGCCGAAAUUGUCGCGGACGGUGUCGGCGCCGGAGGGCCAGCGAUGGCGAGAGAUCGCGGAGCAUGAGUGGCCCGAAGGGAUCGCGGAGGCACCGGUGGUAAAAGAGGCUCGCAUCCUGGGCGGCAUGCGCAGCCCGGUCAUCAGCUCCGACAGCGACGUCGAGUUGUCGGAGGACCCGCGGGUGGAGCAGCGGCGAUGGCGGCUUCGAAAAGCGGUCAACCGGGCCGACGGACGCAUCCCGACUGGCGCUGCGGAGGUGGAGUGGGCCAGCGAAGAGACGCCCCAGGACCAGCUGGCUCCCAGUAGCCAUGCCGAGACUGUGGUAGCGGCGACGUGGGAGUUUCGACGAAAGUGGCGGCAGCAGACGGUUGUCUGGACUUGGCCGGAGGGACCCGCGGAGGAGACGGCGGCGACGGAGGAGCCCCGAAUCUGGGAAGAGAGUGGUCCCCGGGUGAGCCCGCUGCAUCCCAGGACCCGCGGUAGACCGGAGCAUUGGGCCCUACCGACGCCGAGCACCGGACCAACGACGCCAAGGACAGGGCCAUCGACGCCAAUGCCAACCGGGAGCGCGACGGCAACCGCGGAGCCAAAUGAGCCGCUGGAGCGAGGACCCUGGAUGUGGCCUGAGCCCGUGGAAAACGGUCGUCCUCCGCUCAAGCGGCAGCACUCGGCGCCCGAAGUGUCCGAGGUGGUGGCACGGCCGAAAUUGUCGCGGACGGUGUCGGCGCCGGAGGGCCAGCGAUGGCGAGAGAUCGCGGAGCAUGAGUGGCCCGAAGGGAUCGCGGAGGCACCGGUGGUAAAAGAGGCUCGCAUCCUGGGCGGCAUGCGCAGCUUCCACGGGGCGUUUAAGUUUGGCAAAUUUUAUCCGGGAAAAUCGGUCGAUCUGCGCAUGACCGUCGGAUCCCACUCCACGAAUUCGAUUUACGCCUUGGACACUUUUCCGGCGGAAAACUAG
Molecule: messenger RNA, 1572 nt
Organism: Drosophila suzukii
Lineage: Eukaryota; Metazoa; Arthropoda; Insecta; Diptera; Drosophilidae
Source: RefSeq, a predicted model, not a curated record